AUAUAUAUAUAUAUAUAUAUAUAUAUAUAUGCUCCGUCUCCAGACAAAUAUCAGACGGCGAUUGUUACUUCUUAUUCCCUGUGCGGGAGGGCGGAGACAAACGUCAUCAGUUCCUGCUGCACGCAUGAAACAUCCGCCUCGACGGUGCGUGGCGGCGCCGCUGCGGAUUCUGCUGCUGCAAGCGCGGCACUUAGUGCGGGGUGCACCACGGCGUGCGGGCAGCGUGCGAUGAUCUCCCCGUACAACGCUCGGCAUGCAGACACGGGGUCCGCUGCUGCUGCUGUGGCUGCCACGCCCUCCGCGAUGUCGCCGCCACGCAGCGCAGAGAGCACCGGCCCGGGGAACUUCGCCCAG
Molecule: messenger RNA, 354 nt
Organism: Trypanosoma grayi
Lineage: Eukaryota; Euglenozoa; Kinetoplastea; Trypanosomatida; Trypanosomatidae
Exons: 1
Source: RefSeq, a predicted model, not a curated record